This is a messenger RNA of Cucumis melo (muskmelon), 2332 nucleotides long. Its product is annotated as rho GTPase-activating protein 1. The coding region runs from base 685 to 2211 and encodes 508 amino acids. The transcript has 5 exons. The record is from RefSeq and is a predicted model, not a curated record. Gene Ontology annotation, biological process: signal transduction. Gene Ontology annotation, molecular function: GTPase activator activity. Lineage: Eukaryota; Viridiplantae; Streptophyta; Magnoliopsida; Cucurbitales; Cucurbitaceae.
AAAUGUAUUUUUUCAUACAUAGAUCAUAAUAUUUUAUCCAGAACUUCUUAAGAAAUGACAGAGAAAACAAAGAAGGAAUUUUUUUAAUGAAUUUAGAGUUCUUGCUUAUCUGUUAAAGGGUUGGCAAGUUUCUAUUUUUAUAGGUGUAAUGAAGGUUAAGAAUGGAGAAUUUGCCAUUGAAGCGCGUUUGUUCUUGUUGGGGUGAGUGAAAAUGGGGAGCCAUAGAGGCAAAAAGCCUAAAGUUAUUUAAAGAAAGCGAAAGGAAGAAGAAGGAAAGGGAGGCGUUUGGUUGAAGCUCCCAAGAUUAAAAUUUAGUAAUUAUUACUGUAUUUGUUUGUGUUCUGUUUUGUGAAUCUUUGCCUUGAAAUUUCUUUACUCUCUUCUUCUUCUUCUUUAAUCUUCAAACUCCCUUGCAAUCCACUGAAAAAGGAUCAGACAUCGUAGAAAAGAAAAGAGAAAGAGAGAAGGAUUCUGUUAAAUGAUUCUCAAAUCUUGUUCCUUCUUCCUUCUUCCCUGUUACCGUUUUUUUCUCUGUUUACCCAAAUCAUUCUUUGUUUCUGUUUUCUGAAAAUCGUUUUUGGGGUUUCUUUUAUACUCCCAAGAAAAGAAAGCAAAAAAAGAGAAAAAAAAAAAAAGAAAAAAAAGAGGACCCUUUUUCGUAUUCUUCUUCUUCCAUUCGCAACCAUGACCGAGGUUGUUCUUCAUUCCCCUUCUCAUUUUGCUUCAUCCCGCAGAAGGGUUUCUUCUUCUUCUUCUUCGCCUUCCACGGUUACUGUUACAUGUCCAACGCCUCCCAAUGAUGGAUCUCUCCUUGUCAACAUGCAUCCUCAAACACCCACUUCCCCUUCUUCUUCUUCUUCUUCUUCUUCUGUAAAUGGGGAUGGGGAUGGGGAUGUUACCGUGAUGGAAUGUGAAGUGGAGGAGGUGGUGGGGAAGGACCGGUUUAAGCAAAGAAGAGAUCAGCUCUCAUUGUUGGCUUUAGUUGUAACCCUUUUCAGGAAAUCUUUAAUUGCUUGCAAGAGUGAUAGAAGAGAGCUAUGUGCAAUGGAGAUCGGUUGGCCGACUAAUGUACGCCAUGUCGCCCAUGUUACUUUUGAUAGGUUUAAUGGAUUCUUGGGUUUGCCUGUUGAGUUUGAACCAGAAGUGCCUCGCAGGGCUCCAAGUGCUAGCACCACGGUGUUUGGAGUUUCAACUGAAUCCAUGCAACUGUCAUAUGACUCGAGAGGGAAUAGCGUGCCAACAAUUCUUAUACUAAUGCAACACUGUCUGUAUGCUCAAGGUGGCUUGCAGGCUGAAGGUAUUUUCAGAAUUAAUGCAGAAAACAGUCAAGAGGAGUAUGUACGUGAUCAGUUAAAUCAAGGAGUGGUACCCGACGACAUUGAUGUACAUUGUUUAGCUGGCCUUAUCAAGGCUUGGUUCAGAGAACUCCCAGCUGGGAUUUUGGAUUCUCUGUCGCCCGAGGAGGUCAUGGAGUGCCAGACAGAAGAAGAAUGUGCUGACCUAAUAAGGCAUCUACCUCCUAGUGAAGCUUCUCUGCUGGAUUGGGCAAUCAACCUAAUGGCAGAUGUUGUCCAGCAGGAACAUUUCAACAAAAUGAAUGCUCGCAACAUCGCUAUGGUUUUUGCACCAAAUAUGACUCAGAUGGCCGACCCUUUGACGGCAUUGAUGUAUGCCGUCCAAGUUAUGAACUUUCUCAGGAUGCUCAUCUUAAGGACACUCCGGGGAAGGGAAGACUCCAUUCUCGACUCCGCUGCUACACAUUUAGAGCCGCCUGAUGAGAGUGGCCACCAGAGUCCUUCACAGCCCUGCCUUGGAAAUACCAUCACUGUAUUUCAGGUGGCAGAGCAAACCAUGCCUGAAUUUUUUGCAGAACCGCCUGUUCUAGAAACGUAUUCCGACUGUAACAAAGGUGCACGUCUUUCUGAUGGAGAUGUUUUUUCUUUAAGCCACGUCAAGAAACUGUUACCUAAUCGAUAUAGAUCUUUACGGAAUGCCCAAGAAGACAAAGAAGCUGUUGCAGGCAAUGACAUGAAGGCAGAAGUUGUAAUCCAAACUGAUCUAUCAAAUGUUCCUAAUCUGAAAAAGGAAACUAACAAACUAAAUAACCAGAACUCUGUAUUCCAAGUCUUGGCACCGGUACCGGUAGAGAAGCGGCUCAGCAACCUUAGUUGUAUAAAUUCAUGGACAGAGCGAAUUGAAGCUUGGCGAUAAAUAGGUUAAACUGUUAACGAAACUUGCUGUGCUAUAAAAGAUGACACUUUUUGAAAAGUUUGUUGAAUAUGCUGACCUGACCCCAUAUGAGGUUGCUAAUUUUUACGCAUGUUUGGCUUAA